This is a messenger RNA of Ilex paraguariensis (yerba mate), 285 nucleotides long. Lineage: Eukaryota; Viridiplantae; Streptophyta; Magnoliopsida; Aquifoliales; Aquifoliaceae. The record is from the annotation of a GenBank genome assembly.
AUGAUUGUCUUGAUGUCAUCCCACUUCCUAGCACCCUCAUGCUCAUGCUUGAGGAUAGCUUCCCCUGUGAUGUUGUUGAAUCGGUCCAGUGGUGGUAAGAAGCUGCCCUCAUAUGGUGCAUGCCCGGUGGAGGAGGCAGUGGUUGUUGCAAUUCAGUGUUUUGUUGUUGAGCCGUGGACAAUAAUAGCACUGGAUGGAUUGACUGAUUUUCGCCUAUUGCUAGAUUUGAGGACUGGAAGGCCAAAACUAGAGGCUGACAAUCAUUGUUCUUAUUUUGGAUUUUGA